Gracilinanus agilis (Agile Gracile Mouse Opossum) is the source of this 2325-nucleotide messenger RNA. RefSeq names its product BRCA1 associated RING domain 1 (gene BARD1). The coding region runs from base 16 to 2325 and encodes 769 amino acids. Lineage: Eukaryota; Metazoa; Chordata; Mammalia; Didelphimorphia; Didelphidae. The transcript has 10 exons. The record is from RefSeq and is a predicted model, not a curated record. Gene Ontology annotation, molecular function: protein binding.
UGUGGUGGCGUGGCGAUGCAGCGCGACCAGCCGCUAAGGGUCCGCUCCGGGAACCAGCAGUGGCCUGAGCCCAGCAUGCAACCGGCCGGAGGAGGGGACGUCGGGGUCGGAGCCUGGGCCCACAGCCGCGAGGCGCUGGAGCUGCUGGAGACGCAGCUGCGCUGCUCGCGCUGUAUGUGCGUGGGCGACUGCAUCGGUACGGAGUGUCCAGUAUGUCACACACCUGCUUGGAUACAGGAUGUGAAGAUAAACAGACAGUUGGACAACAUGAUCCAGUUAUGCAGCAGGCUUCGAAAUCUGUUACACAACCCCCCCGGUACAGAUGUGGAAGAAAGCACCCCUAAGACAAGAACACCACAGGAUGAAGAUGAAAGCAACAAGAAAUUCAUAAAAAUGUGGUUUAGCCCUCGUAGCAAGAAAGUCAGAUACGUCCUAAAUAGAACUUUAGUGCAGACUCAGCCUCAGCCAGUUGAGAAUGAACAGGAUUAUCAAGCAUUUGAAUUUAAUUCCUCAUCUCUUGAAAGAGACUCUCCCCAGAAGCCUAAAAAAGUUACCCGAAAAACCAGAAAAAAGCAAAAAAAAAGAAGCUUAGCUGAAAUUAAUCAAGAAUGGGAUUCAGAGGAAAAAAAGCAAAAAGAAGUCCACCAACUCGAUGAGAGUCUCGAUGAGAAACUCAAAGAAAAGUCUGUAUCCUUCUGUAACCAGCCCUCUGUGCUGGGAACCCCAGAACUAAAUGGAGAUCUCUUACAUUAUGACUCUGUCACAGAGGCCAGUCCUGCUGCAGUGACGACCGACAGCUCCCCAUUGCCGGCCACACAAGCAGAUUCUGUAGAAAUGAACAGAGAUGGUGAGGUAGCCUCCUCCCACCUGGAAUCUCUUAGUGAGGAUAACUUCCCAUCAGAGACUUCCUUGCCAUUGAGUAAUGGCUCAUCCUCCUUUGUCGUGCCUGUUUCUAAAAGGCUUAGAGGGAGAAGAAGCCAGCAGAGAGCCCGAAGAGCAUCUCUCAGCCCCGAUGACCCCCCAGAGUCAUUACCCCCUUCUGAAGAAAGUGCCUCAUCUCCCACGCCCCAAAGUCUAGCUGAAGAGCCGUUCCUGAGGGUGAGGAACAGCGAUGUAUUGAAUGACUCCAUCUACUUCUCCCCACCCAAAUCUUCUGGUACUUCAUCAUCAUCCGUGAUGAAUAGCCCUUGUCAGCCCUGGAUAGUGGCCAGCCCUUCUGUGGUGAAGAUGUCUCCCACCAUCCCUAUGACCGUCAAGAGAAACCAUAGAGGGGAGACUCUGCUCCAUAUUGCUUCUAUUAAGGGUGACAUACCAUCUGUUGAACGCCUUCUCCAAAAUGGAAGUGACCCAAAUGUAAAAGACCAUGCUGGAUGGACUCCAUUGCACGAAGCCUGUAAUCAUGGACAUCAGAAGGUCGUGGAACUGCUUUUGGAGCACAAGGCUUUGGUAAACACCACUGGCUACCAGAAUGACUCGCCACUCCAUGAUGCGGUCAGGAAUGGGCAUGUGAGCAUUGCCAAGCUGUUACUCUCUCAUGGAGCCUCCCGGAGUGCUGUAAACAUAUUUGGUCUCCGGCCUGUGGAUUAUGCAGAAACUGAAGCUAUGAAAUCAGUGUUGUUGCUGCCAGAGGAGAGUAAAAUAUAUAAAACUAGCCAUUGCUCAAGAUCCUUGAAUACUAGUUUUCGAAGAGAUGACCCCCUGGUUCUCCUCAGCAGUGGUCUUACCUCAGAUCAACAAAAAUUACUGAGUAAGCUCACAGCAGUUCUUAAGGCUAAGAAGUGUACUGAGUUUAACAGCACAGUCACUCAUAUCAUUGUUCCUGGUGACACAGCCCAAAGAACCAUGAAAUGUAUUCUUGGUAUCAUCAGUGGAUGCUGGAUCCUAAAAUUUGAUUGGGUAAAGGCCUGUCUAGAAAGCAGAAUGUGUGAACCAGAGGAAAACUAUGAAAUGCCUGGUGGUCCACAGAGAAGCAGGCUCAACAGAGAACAGCUGCUGCCAAAGUUGUUUGAUGGCUGUUACUUCUAUUUUGAGGGAAUUUUCAAACAUCAUUCAAAGGAUGAGCUUGUAAAACUGGCCAAAGAAUCUGGAGGGCAGAUCCUCAAUCGAAAGCCAAAACCAGACAGUGAUGUGACCCAGACGAUCAAUACGGUAUCAUACCACGCCAGACCUGACUCUGAUCAGCGCUUCUGCACUCAGUAUAUCCUCUACGAUGCUUCCUCCAAUUAUCGCCCAGAGAGGGUUCGUCAGGGCAAAGUUUGGAUGGCCCCCUCCAACUGGUUCAUAGACUGCUUGAUGGCAUUCCAGGUGCUUCCUGUGACCGAGUGA